Salvia miltiorrhiza (redroot sage) is the source of this 1833-nucleotide messenger RNA. RefSeq names its product protein FAR1-RELATED SEQUENCE 5-like. Lineage: Eukaryota; Viridiplantae; Streptophyta; Magnoliopsida; Lamiales; Lamiaceae. The record is from RefSeq and is a predicted model, not a curated record. Bases 1 to 1833 code for a protein of 610 amino acids. Gene Ontology annotation, molecular function: zinc ion binding. The transcript is spliced from 3 exons. Gene Ontology annotation, biological process: regulation of DNA-templated transcription.
AUGGAUAACCCAGAUUCAGAGCAAGAAGGCGAAAUAGAAUGUGACGCCAAAUCAUACCUUCCUGUUUGCGAUUCCAGAAAGAAGCCUUACAUGGGUCAACAAUUCACGUCUGUAAAUGACGCAUAUCAGUUUUAUAAAAAAUAUGGAUCUGCGUCGGGAUUUGGAACUCGGUUGGGCUCAGCCAAAAAAGGGAAACAUGGUCAAAUAUUGUAUAGAUAUUUUAUCUGUACAAGGGAGGGCUAUAAACCGGAGUCCCAAAAAGAUGUAACUGAAUCAAGCACACGAAAAACCAAGAGGCGACGGAAGCCGUCUACCAGAAACAGUUGUAAGGCUACUAUUAAGGUCAACUUACGAGACGAAGACGGUAAAUACGUUGUAACUCGGUUUGACGAAUCACACAACCAUGAGCUUGUAAGUGAGGAAUGUCGUCCUUUUAUGAAGCAAAAUCGUAAAAUUGAUCAGUCACACCAAAUGAUUAUGUUGAGGUGUGCCAAGGCUAACAUUGGAUCGAUGAGGGCAUUCCGUAUUUUUAAAGAGUUGGUUGGAGGUUAUGAUGAUGUUGGUUGUACGAGCAAGGACUUUAAAAACUUAUCAUACGACAUUAAUUCUCAUGCCGAUGGGUUUGAUGCACAGCUACUUCUCGAUAGGUUCAUCAGCAAACGUGAUUGUGACGAUGGUUUCAAGUGCGAAUACUUGACCGAUGAGUUUGAUAAGGUGAAGAGUUUAUUUUGGUGUGACUCUAUUGGCGUGCAAAACUACUCCGUGUUUGGUGAUGCUGUAUCAUUUGAUGCUACAUACUCAACAAACAGCAAGAUUCACGACGUGGUGUGGUCAGAUUUUGAGAAAAAGUGGGCCGAAGUCUUAGAUGAGUAUGAGUUGGAAGAUCACACGUGGUUUCAAGAUAUGUUCUCGAAGCGUACAUAUUGGAUACCAGCAUAUUUCCGCGAACUAAGCAUGAGUGGUUUGUUUAGAACCACAUCGUUGUCGGAAAGUGAGAAUAGCUUUUUUCGCAAAUAUUUUAAUCAUACUUCAAACCUGGCAGCUUUCUACAUCCACUUUGAAAGUGCAAUGGACGCCCAACGACAAACUUUCAAACAAUUGUGUAUGGUUGAUCAGACGACAGUGCCGCAGUUGAAGACAAACUCUCCAUUGGAACGGCACACCGCCGUUAUCUACACUAGGAAUAAAUUCCUAGAAGUUCAGAUUGAGAUUAUGGAGGGUGUUAACCGUUGCUGCAUAAAGACUAUGGACACUGACGAUGAAGAGCAUAGGUACGCUAUAGAUGAUAGAUCAAAUGGUGUAUUUCAUGUUGUUCAUAUUAUGUCUGAAGACACCAUUACAUGUUCCUGUAAGCAUUUCGUCAAGUCGGGCCUUCCGUGCAGGCACAUGUUCGCUGUAAUGCGUAACAUGGGGCUGAAAGCCAUCCCAUCCAAGUACAUUGUCCAUAAAUGGCUUAAGGUUGCUAGUGCAGGCGUUUUAUCGUGUCUGAACACGAAAUCACGCAAUAAGUCAUUAUUGGCUGAGGCAUUCCGAUGUAUUGGUAUUGCUGAUGGGAAUGAUGCUUUAACUGAUUCCCUCUUUGAACAAUUAAGACUUUGGGCAGACACCCAUUCUAAGGAUGUACCUGAGCCAUCGACAGCAGCCGGGAAGGAAAGAAUGUUUGAAAUAUUCUAUGGGUCCAAGCUCCCCACUGUAGUUAAUGUUCAUCCACCCGACGCUGUUAGAACAAAGGGCAGUGGUAAGAGGUUGAAGUCAAGAUUUGAGGUAGAGGCUGAGAAAGCAAAGAAACCCAAAAGAAUGUGCAAGAAGUGUGGUCGCCAGUGCUCGACAUGA